This is a messenger RNA of Mus pahari (shrew mouse), 727 nucleotides long. RefSeq names its product REC114 meiotic recombination protein (gene Rec114). Bases 1 to 699 code for a protein of 232 amino acids. The transcript is spliced from 5 exons. The record is from RefSeq and is a predicted model, not a curated record. Lineage: Eukaryota; Metazoa; Chordata; Mammalia; Rodentia; Muridae.
AUGUCUGAGGCGGGAAAAGUGGCCUCUGGCCUCGGGCUUCCAGGCGAAGUCUCCCAGUGGUCUCUGAAGCGCUAUGGUCGCUUCAUGCUCUUGGACAAUGGGGAGUCCCCUGGGCCUAGCUCGGGAGCUGCAGCAGCAGCCGGCUCGCCCGCUUGGAAGGUUUUUGAAUCCAGUGAAGAAUCUGGGUGUCUCGUUCUCACGAUCGUUGUAUCGGGUCACUUCUUCAUUUCCCAAGGACAGACACUGCUGAACAAGAGCCGAAUGUUUCGUGUCCAGUUUAGUGGGGAGUCCAAGGAAGAGGCGCUGGAGCGCUGCUGUGGCUGUGUGCAGACCCUGGCCCAGUAUGUCACUGUUCAGGAGCCUGACAGCACCACCCAGGAGCUUCAGCAGAACCAAGGCCCACAGGAAGCAGGUGAAAGCCAAGGGAAGGACACACUGCAGCAGGGGCCCUCCCUGACCCUGGAGCAGCACGUGUGUAUGGCAGCUGGGGCAGAUGUUCUACAGGAACGGACCUCAGUGACACAUCUAGCUCAGUCUAUCCUGGCGCCAGAGAAGCUGACCCUUGCCUAUGAAGGAUCUUCAUGGGGAACAGAAGAAUUGGGCCCUUUCCUACGCUUAUGCCUUAUGGAUCAAAACUUCCCAGCAUUUGUGGAAGAGGUGGAAAAGGAACUUAAAAAGAUCACAGGAUUGAGAAACUAAAGCCCUGCACAUGUAUGCAAUUAAGGAA